Messenger RNA from Prunus armeniaca (apricot), 561 nucleotides. NCBI's taxonomy places the organism in Eukaryota, Viridiplantae, Streptophyta, Magnoliopsida, Rosales, Rosaceae. The record is from the annotation of a GenBank genome assembly.
AUGGAAGUAAACACAGUGCAAACCAAAAUCAAUGAAGUCUCAUAUAGAUUAUGGCAUCAAAGGCUUGGACAUGUUUCAAAAGAAAGGAUAACUCAUCUAUGCAAAGAAUUAAUCAUACCACCACUGAAUCAUGAAAACAAAUAUGAAGUAUGCAUUGAAUGUGUCAACGGCAAAUUAACAAAUUUGAGGAAAAAAGGAGCAAUACGAAGCAAAGGUGUUCUAGAACUCAUCCACACAGACAUUUAUGGAUCUUUCCCAAAAACUCAUGAAGGAUUCACCUACUUCAUAACCUUUACAGACGAUUUUUCAAGGCAUGGACAUGUUUUUCUCAUUAAAGAAAAAUCAAGUGCCUUAGACAUGUUCAAAAUUUACAAAGCUGAAGUAGAAAAUCAACUGAAUCUCAAAAUUAAAGUGGUUCGAUCAGAUAUAGGUGGAGAAUACUAUGGAAGGUUUGAUGAGACUUGGAGAAAUCCUGGAUCUUUUGCAAAAUUCCUUCAACAAGAAGGAAUCAUGGCUCAAUAUACAAAUCCAGACACUCCUCAACAGAAUGGAAUCUCAUAA